Messenger RNA from Epinephelus lanceolatus (giant grouper), 1337 nucleotides. RefSeq names its product growth arrest and DNA-damage-inducible, alpha, a (gene gadd45aa). NCBI's taxonomy places the organism in Eukaryota, Metazoa, Chordata, Actinopteri, Perciformes, Serranidae. The record is from RefSeq and is a predicted model, not a curated record. Gene Ontology annotation, cellular component: cytoplasm; nucleus. Gene Ontology annotation, biological process: regulation of cell cycle.
AUCUCUCAGUUGCAGCACAGUGGACUACAGAUAAAGUGUGUGUCGAGAAGAUACGAGGAUAGUUCGCAUGUACCACUGCUCCCUUUGCCCUAAAGUGGAUUUGGAUUUUAUGUACAACAUGACAUUUGAGGAACUAAGUGGGGAUUAUUCUCAGGAAAGAAUGGAUUCCGUGGCGAAAGCUUUGGAAGAAGUCCUCACAUCUGCCUUACCACAAGGCUGCAUCACAGUGGGGGUCUACGAGGCUGCCAAGUCACUUAAUGUGGACCCUGAUAAUGUGGUCUUGUGCAUCCUCGCCACUGAUGACGAAGAUGUCAAAGAUGUGGCCCUGCAGAUCCACUUCACCCUCAUUCAAGCUUUCUGCUGUGAGAAUGACAUCAACAUCCUGAGAGUCAACAACACCCGGCGCCUGGCUGAAAUACUGGGCAGCGGAGGCAAACAGAGCGGGGGUGAACCUAUGGACCUGCACUGUGUCCUGGUGACUAGCCCACAUUCCACAUCAUGGAAAGACCCUGCUUUGAGCAAAGUGAACCGAUUCUGCAGAGAGAGUCGCUGUAUGGACCAGUGGGUGCCCAUCAUCAACCUGCCCGAACGAUGAACUUUCAGCAGCAAAGACCCUGCGAAGGACUUGUAUCUGCACAGCAGGAGUGGUGUGAACCCUGAUGGACACAUAACCACCCAGAGAUCAAAUUCCAAAGCACUGCUGAUGAAAAAAAGAGACCCGGCUGUCUACACGGGAUGAAUUUAAAAGAAGAAAAAAAAAAGAGCCGGGGAAUGACUUUCCACUUUGGACAGGACUGUUUGGAGUUGCGUCUGUCAGCCUUGGCAACCGAGAUAAGACGGCGAGGCACUUGUGUCGUCAUGAGGUGGAAAUGUACAAAAGCAUGUGUGCUUUUUAAUGUGAAGCCGGACACUGUGCAGAAGGAAUAUAUCAUGUAUGUUUGGUGAGGCCUCUGUGAUGUGUCAGAGAAGUGGGGAGAAACCAGAAUAUGGAGCUGUUGAGUGGACCAAGGCCUCGGCCUCUCUCUGCAGAAACAAAGCACUUGUUGAAACACUGGACCUUUUUGCAAUUUCACUUAUUUGAUUAAAAUUGUUAAUGUUGACGUUGCUAUUGUCCUAAUUUAAAAAGGGAAGGGCUACACAUCCAGUGAAGAUAUUCUGUGUGUUUAGUGUUUCUAUGCCAGCUGUUUUUUUGCCACAAGUAAAAUAAUUCUUUUGUUACAAUUUAAGUUAUUUCUAAUGAUAUUUAAGUGUAUUUAUGUUUCAUUUUUUUACCUUAUCUAUUUGCAAAAAUCUGAUAUGUAUUGCUGUCAAUAAAACGUAUUUUUUGGAAGCCAGAA